This is a messenger RNA of Agrilus planipennis (emerald ash borer), 997 nucleotides long. RefSeq lists its product as uncharacterized. The coding region runs from base 152 to 757 and encodes 201 amino acids. The record is from RefSeq and is a predicted model, not a curated record. NCBI's taxonomy places the organism in Eukaryota, Metazoa, Arthropoda, Insecta, Coleoptera, Buprestidae. The transcript is spliced from 3 exons.
CCAAUGACCAAAAACAAAUCAAGUCAGUUUUGAACUCAACAAUGUCAAAAUUCCAGUAACCCUUCAGGACAUCAUCCAAAAUUCUCGUAACAUUAUUUGAUUUCUUUUCAAAAUUUCUCGUACUUAAUACUUGAACUAAAAACAUUUAAAAAUGCCUUUCGUUUGCCCGCCUAAAGAAGAUAGUUCUAAACGUUUGGAGGUCCUUAAGCAAAUUAAGGAUCUCGUUAACAAACUAGGAGAACCAGCAGUCCCAGUCAAAUUGCAGGUACCAUGUGUCCCGUGCUGUGUUCCUUGCGCGCCUCCACCUUGUCCACCGCCAGUUAAAUCUUCCGAAAAGAAAUGUAAACCUCCCGAUGUUAUGGUGUGCUACAGGAUACACAAGGGGAAAGCGCAAGGACAAGGUACAGAAGAUGAAGGUAAGAAGCUUAAACCUGCUAAGUCACGUGAACUUAGGUGUGGGAUUUUGUAUAUGGGAUGUGAUUGUGAAAAAAGAAAUGGUCUUCAAGAUGACUGUCGUCGUACUGGAUGUCAGGGAUCGCCACAGUGUCUCACACGACCCCCCACUUGCGCUCCUAGUGAAUUUAGCAACGGAAAACACUUAGGAAAAAAGAAUAAUUACUUUAGUAAAUCUAAGAAAGGCGGUGGAAAAGGUGGAGACGCUGGAAAUAUGAACAUAGAUGAUUACUGUUGCUAUCCUGCCACUAUUGAAACCCAAUUGUGCCCAUUUGAGCCUUGCCCAUGUGAAGGCGGUAGUUGAAAAAUCCGGAAAAUGUUAAAAUUUAAUUAAUUUUAAUAGUUAGGACAUGUAUGUCAUCCUAUAGGAAGGUCGUGUAUUCUACACAGAUUGUAAAAUAACUUAUAUUAUAGGUUUAAACUUUACGAAAAAGAAAUAGUACCAAGUUAUAAACUAACAGAUGUCAAACUAAUAAAUAUCAAUAACUGUUAAAAAUGUGAAAGUCUAGGGGAAAAACGAUAAUAAUUAAAGGAGAAUUAAGAA